Molecule: messenger RNA, 1032 nt
Organism: Trichoderma asperellum CBS 433.97
Lineage: Eukaryota; Fungi; Ascomycota; Sordariomycetes; Hypocreales; Hypocreaceae
Source: RefSeq, a predicted model, not a curated record
CUGGAGUUGAGCUCAUCAAAUUGCGUGGUAAUAGGGUAACAGCGGCCAGGCUUAGUACGUUUUGCCCGCGCCAGGGUGUAGCUGGCACACCUGAGCUGAGGCCGGCUCUACCAAGGCUGAGGCAACGUGAACAUACAGCUGCAUUGGAGAGACGGUGGCAAUUGGAAGGCAAUAUUAUGCUGCCUCUUGUUUCCAGGCACUAGCCCAAGUCCGUAUCUCAAUACCACGACAGCUAAAGUGCUGCCGGCCUAGCGCGUGUGGAGAGCCAUGGCGCGAAUUCCGUACCUUGAUGCUAGCAGGACCUUCAUUUAGCACGGGCCACGUCUAAAACGGAGGCUAGGCCGUCCGUGACCCGUCCCCUACCAGAACCCAGCGAGGGCCCCUCACUAGCAUGGCGUAGUCUCGCCUCUAAACUCCCCGAAAUCCAGGCACGAGAUUCGGCCUCGCUAGGGGCGAUGCGGCAACGAGUUCCAGUUCUUUUGCCUUCCCAAGACCCCGGAUAUGGUACAUGGCCCAUGUACCGCCCGCCGCAGGCCUGCCCAACCAACAAAGAAAAACGGCUAAACUACAGAAUCCGAAGGCCUGCAUUGACUUGCUCAGUCUGCAAACAAGCGGGCUCAGUGCUUUGGCGCUGGCUUCUCCAGCGACCAAGGGCCGGCGCCAGCGCAUCCAGCAGCGCAACCGCGGCUUCGCAUUGCGACGAGGCGCACUUCCAAUUCCGUCUGCCCCUCCAUUUCGGGCCUCACCGACAACAAUGCGUACUAACGUACCGUGCUAGGUACCGCCAUCUGCCCGCCUUUUCUGCCGCCGCCACAAGCACGCCAGCCCUCGACGACGCUUGCUUGAAACGCACCGGCGAUGCGCCUGGAAGACUGCUUUCCCACCGGGACACCAUCUCAACCUCCCUCUCGCGCAGACUCGCUGCUUGGCCCUUCUGGCUGACUGACUCGGGCUUACGAACUGUGGCAUUAUUCGCUGCUACUACUAGCUGACACAGCCGCCCCUCGCCCAGAGGCAAAGAGGGUGUUUACG